This is a messenger RNA of Aspergillus versicolor CBS 583.65, 795 nucleotides long. RefSeq lists its product as uncharacterized. The record is from RefSeq and is a predicted model, not a curated record. Lineage: Eukaryota; Fungi; Ascomycota; Eurotiomycetes; Eurotiales; Aspergillaceae. The transcript is spliced from 2 exons. The coding region runs from base 1 to 687 and encodes 228 amino acids.
AUGUCUCGACUCAGCUUGUCUGUAUUCUCUAUCCUUUUGUUAGUCGCUGCUAUGAACCAGUUCACAUUCGCAGAAUAUAUUGAAUGCAACAUUUACCCCUUGAUGAACUGGACUGAACAAGACUACGAGAUAGAUCGGCGAGGUCCCCAUCCAGACUUAGAGUGGUGCCGUACAAGCGGAGAGAUCACCCGGCUUCAACAGUGGCCACACGAGCUGCGCGAUCGCGCACCCAAACGCUUCGACCUCAUGACAGGGACAACAUACUGCUAUCCAUCAUCAGGUGGUCGGGAGAACGCCUGGUGUGACCAACUGCGAGUUUAUGGCGGAAACUGGUACGGAUGCAAUCUUGAGCUGCCCAUGGAAGAGAGGCAGCUGGGUUGUCCGUCACUUGCCACUCUUGAGCCGGACUUGUCGGUUCGUCGCCUGGUGGUGACCGAGACAGAUACGCCGAACGUGUAUAUCCUUCCCCCGAACCCGGGUACGGGCGAGCUUCCGGAGGAUGCAGUCGCUCGUAUGAAGAUCACAGUGUCCGAGAAGGAACAGAUUGAACUGUUGGGUUCAUUUGGGGCUAUUCGGUGUACCAAUAUAUCUACUUGUCCCCCUCUUGACGAUCUCAAAUACUCGCCAGUCGAAUGGGCAGCGAAGCACCGGGGCUUCAAGAUCCCUGAUGGCUGGAGCCCUACUUAACUCUCAGUAAUCGAGAGAGAAAUCAAGUGAAAGGCUCAGGAAAGACGGUGGAGAAUAUCCUUAGAUUGGUAGUUACUGCGAAUAUGAUGUUUCAUACUACUAAACCAA